Bemisia tabaci is the source of this 5164-nucleotide messenger RNA. RefSeq lists its product as uncharacterized. Lineage: Eukaryota; Metazoa; Arthropoda; Insecta; Hemiptera; Aleyrodidae. Gene Ontology annotation, biological process: regulation of transcription by RNA polymerase II. The record is from RefSeq and is a predicted model, not a curated record. Gene Ontology annotation, molecular function: RNA polymerase II cis-regulatory region sequence-specific DNA binding; DNA-binding transcription factor activity, RNA polymerase II-specific.
UCCCGGCGGCCACCCCCGACCCCUAAACGCACUUGUUGCGCCUGUUUGUGAUCCCUUCAGUCCCCACGGAAUCCCUUCACGCGAUCGACCUAAUAAUUACUUAAUCGAAUCGGGUUGAACUCUCAUCAUACGGGUACAGUUAGUUUUUCACGCUAAAUCUUGAUCGCUUAUCAGUUCGUGCGUUACGUGUUUUCAACAUGUGAUCUCUAUAAUGUCAUAUCAAAAUGCUGGUGAAUCGAGGAUUUAUUUCGGUACUUUUUUGGAUAAGUGUUGGUGUGGUCUUCGGUGAAAAGUGGAUGUGCCGCGUGGAUUUGAGAACAACGUGUUGUGAAUUUGUGAUUAUGACUUGAUCUAAGUCUUGUCACCGGGUGUGUUUUUCGACUGUCGGAUCUCCCUCUUUUUGGAAAUGUGGUUUACCAGUUGGGAUCGAUGAAAUUCAGCUGGAGUCUCUCUAUCGCCUUCAGAAUUCCCAGGAGCACCGAGUCUAUCGUCAAACUUGUUCUCAUCAGUAUGGCGGAUUUUCAAGAGGUAUGGCAGGACAUCGAGACGGUCAUCCUGGGCAGCCCCCAAACCUUCCCGCACCUGGAGAUGGACUCCAGCCCGGGGACACCGGACCUCCACUCGAACCUGGGGACCCCCAUCUCGGGCUGCGACCCCCUCUGCGGCAACCCAGACCUCGACCGAGUCCCACCCCACGGGCAGACCCCGUCCGGGUACUACAUCGACAUCGGCGUCCACGCAAGUUCCUACCGGCCCAAACCCUGCUCCGGCCCCAACGAGCAGCUCACCCAACUCACCCCUCACGUCUUCUACUCCCUCCCCAACUCCGCCACCACCUCCGAAGACUGCUGCAAGCCGGACUUCUACGGAGACACGAACGCGCGGAUAAAAUCGGAACCAGAAGCCUCCACUUCGCACUUCCAACAUCAUUAUUACCCACCUUACAACUACGGGCAAGGAUCGUACGCGCCUGGCGGCGCGUCAUCUAGGUGUUUGGUAUCCCUUGGUCAGAUCUCCCCGCCGACUACCCCGGAGGUCAUGCGCGGCUACCACCACUCGCAACAACCUGAGUACUGUCCACCCCCCGAGCACCAUCACCACUUCAUGAUCAUAACACCGCCAUCGUCGCCAGACGGUGGGGAGGGCCCCGGCUACCAUCCACCCCCACACUACCCACUGGCCUUCAACCCGCGGACCCCUGGGCCCGGUGGAGGGCCUUUUAAGGCCGGACCAGGCCCCAAGUCCCGCCGGAGGCAGAACUGGAGCAGGAGGAAGAUUAUCGUCCAUACGUGCUCGCAUUCCGGCUGCGGGAAGACGUACACCAAGUCGUCGCAUUUAAAAGCGCAUUUACGCACGCACACGGGCGAAAAGCCGUAUCAGUGUGGGUGGAAGGGAUGCGGGUGGAAGUUCGCGCGCUCCGAUGAGCUGACCCGCCAUUACCGGAAGCACACUGGGGACAGGCCCUUCCAGUGUCGCCUCUGCGAGAGGGCCUUCUCCAGGUCGGAUCAUCUGUCCCUCCAUAUGAAGAGGCAUAUUACCAUGUGACCUCUGUGUGUGGGAGGUGGGGAAGCGAGUGUCAACUGGUCCUGUUCAUAGGGGAAAUACAGUACACUGAGAAAAAACUAUGGCUUAUUAACCAAAUUUGUGGUUCAUAUGGAACACCACUAAUAGUAGUAAAGGCAGCAUAUAAUAUUAGCACAUAUACCUCGGUAAUGGUAUACAUAUAGACCUUAGUAUGGUACGAGAUACCUUAGUAUGGUUUACAGACCGAGAAUCAUUAGUUCAUUUAUUAUUAUUAUCGGCGUUCCAUGAACCACUAAUAAUUGGUUUAUUAAGCCAUAGAUUUUUCUGCGUAUAGGUGAUGCCUAGUGAAGGAUUUGUUCCUAAAACCGACAUACGUUACACGGGAGAAGUGGUUUUGUGUCUGUGGAGCUAGAUCAGAUGGCAUCACCUAGAUUUUGGGUAGGUGGCAGUCUUGCCUAGUUCUGCGAGGGAUAGGGUGAUACCUACCUGAAAUCUAGGUGAUACUAUUUGACAUGUCUCCUCGGGCAUGAGUUGCAAGCCGUAUUUUCCAUGUAGUAAAAAAAAUAGGAAUUAGCAUGGAACAAAUUCAUGAAAAAUAUUGAAACUGUUAUCCUUAGGAAAUUUAAAAAGGUUUUGAUGGAAUUUUGCACCGUUUUUGGUCAUGUUGGACUGGAAAUUUGGUUCAAUUUGACGUUUCUUGGAUCCUUUCCCUGAACAUUGGGACUUACUUGAUGAAUAAUAUCACCUGCAAAGCUUAACACAUCGUCACCUCUUGUAUUAACUCUAUAGGUCUUGCCAUCAAUGAGAACAGAAUAGACCAUUGAAGUAGGUUAUAAUUUGAACACUGCAAUUAUUAUAUUGAUGCGAAGAGACUCGAGGAGCACGUUUCUUUGUUUACAAUGUUGAUAUCUGUAAGUUAUUUUAAGGGAAAACGUGCAACGCCAUUGCAGAAAAAUGUGUUCGGUAAGAUUAUUUUCCAGGAGAUAUAGGUGAACAGUCCGGUGAUUUAAACUUAAUGCAUCAAUAAUGCCAUGUCAUAGAAAAUGAGUUAGAAUUUGGCAGAAGGAUAUGAUUCCUGAACUAUAUUAAACCCAGUAUUUUCCUCAUAUAUUUUUUUUCGAAAUUAUGAACGUUUUGCAUUUUAUGCGAGGAGUACAUAAACUAAACAUUUUAAACAAACUCUUAAAUGGUAGGAUUUGUGAAUAAUUAAAUUCUCAAAAACUAUCUUAAUGCAACUGUAUUUUAACGAAGAAUAAUAGCGCAUAGUGCAUUAAUUCUUAAUCUGUUUCGAGUGGUUCAUUUGAUAGCUUUUUUUGAGAAAAAGUGGGAAAAGAAAAAAAAAUAAUCCAAUUUCUGACCAUCUUGCAUUUACGAUUUAUUUACAAUUCUACAGUACACGAAAAUUACCCUUAAAGGACCGUGGACACCGGUACGGCAUUAAGUAAAGUUAAUUUUAUACUCGUAUUUUCUGCAGUAGUCAAUCCAUUAUUUCACAAAUCGUUGAGGCAACCGACUUUUCUUAAAUUUUUCCUUGCUAAAAUAUAUUAAGAGAGAAUUCACAUCAAAAACUGCAAACUAUGCCUCGUGGCCAUCAAUGGGAUUUUAUAAUGAGGGCAUUGUAUGUAUGGUCAUUUGCCCGUUUUGUCGAGUAUUUUGUGGCACCUUGAGGCGGCUGUCUAAUUCCAUUAAGGUUGUUACCUAUUGAAUACUCCAAGGAGUGAGGAUAUUUGAAUUGUUUUCAGAAUAUAUUGUCAUGAAGGGCACACGAAUUAAAUUACCUUGGAUGUGUGACAAGACCAGCCUGAAGACAGAAGCGCAUCCGGAAUGGCCGUUAGAAUGAAGAGGUGUGAUGGUACUAGAAUCAUGGGAUACGUCCUGUCAGGUUGUAGAUCGGCGUGUCAUUUCACGGUACACAGAUAAUGUGUCAAAGCAUUGUUCUCGCUGCUGAAUGACCAUGUACCGUCCUUUAAUUGUUUGUUGUUGUAUGUAGCAUGUCUCUUUUCAGAUUCACAGCAUGUAAAAUGAUACCGUUGCUGAAAAAAUGGCCUCUCCUAGCUUUAGAAUAUUUCAUUCCCUCCCUCUCUUAUCAUAAGAUAAAAUAUUAAAGAUUCAAAAUAAAUACAUCUAUCAUUAAAAAGUUACUUGUAUCGUGAGAAUAACCCUGAACGUCAAAGUAGAACUCCAUUGAAAGUUUUUAUUCAGAUGGACGACAUUUAAUUGGUUAUUUCUUUAAAACCUGCUGACAUGUAAGGAUUUUAAAUCAACUUUCAAUGAUCAACCGCACUUUUUCGAAAAUAAUUUUUUAGGCAAACUUUACAAUUUUACGAGUCACUUCUUGAAUUUAACAUGCUUGACUUCUGUGUCAUUUAUUAUUACAUUCUGAUUCCUUGAAAUAUUUUAUUAUUAGACUGAAUUCACAAAGAUUUUCAACUUUGCUCCUCCGAUAAGUACUGUCGGAAUGUGAGGCCUUAAAAAUUUAAAGUGUUUUUGACAGGCGAAAUUGUAAAUUUCUAUGUGGAAGUUUAAAAAUCAUUUUUAUAAUUUGAUUAUUUGUCUAAAUGUCAACGCCAAUGUUACAAGAAACAACCAUAUGAUGCAACAUUCUAUUGUUGCCUCUGUUUUUACUACAAGCUGUUCAGCGUUUUCCAAAAAAAAAAAAAAAAAACAGUUAGCUUGAUCAUUUGAAUUUUAGAUUUAACUGACGCUUUUAUUUGGAUUCAACACGAUUUAAAAUUAAGCAGGAAAAACAUUUCAACUUAGAGUGCAUGAUAGAAUUAUCAGUUCUAGACUAAUGAGAACUUUAAAGUUUAAGAUUUCCUUGAGAGAUCAGAUUGGAAAUUCCGGUUAAAUAUUUACAGAACCAUGACCUCUUUUAAUAAAAAUAGUCAUUUUAAUGAUGUGACUAGAUAAAAAAUCUUGUGUAAGUGUAUCCUUUUCAUCAAAACAUUCAUUGAUGUUUUAUGUACAUGUAUAGUAUAGAGAGAAUUCUUGGAUGGUUCUUAAAUUUUACAUUAUUUGGAAACAAAAUAUUAGAAACCAAGCCACAUCCAGUUUUUUAAGUGUGACAAAAUUUGUUCACAUCAAAAUAGCGCGUGAAUAAGUUCCUACAACAGAUAACUUAAGAGUAAAUAUUUAGGGGAAACAAAAAAAAUCUGCAAUUAUUUUUAUGAAUUUCUUUUAGUUACAUAUAUUUCCUGAAAUGUUUUCAGCAUACUGAAAAAAUUUGUCUACAAACUUGAAGGUCUUCAUGAAAAGUUGUUCAUAAAAGUAAAAAAUUUACAAAGUGAAUAAUACACAUCAGAGGUGAGAUUUAAUUAAACAAAAUAAAUUUCUAUCAUCUAGGUGACUUCUGGAAAUGUAAUGUCUUUGAAUAAGUUGCUCUUAAUCUAUGGUAUAGAAGAAUAAGUCAAACGAAUACAGAUCCUUUGAAGUCUUUCUAGUCACUGAGCUGGUUUACUGACAUUAAUAUGGAGUUAUACUAUGACUCCAUUGGUGGACGUAAACGACCUCAAAUGUAACAACGUCCUAAAAAUCAAACUAUUAUGACCAAAGCAAGAAAUUAUUAUUUUACCAAAAUAUUGUAAAUAAAAUAUACGUGUACAGUUCUUUUUUAGAUUAUAUGAUGAUUUUGCAAUUAUUA